This is a messenger RNA of Moesziomyces antarcticus, 11700 nucleotides long. RefSeq names its product fatty acid synthase. The record is from RefSeq and is a predicted model, not a curated record. Gene Ontology annotation, cellular component: fatty acid synthase complex. The transcript has 2 exons. Gene Ontology annotation, molecular function: holo-[acyl-carrier-protein] synthase activity; fatty acid synthase activity; enoyl-[acyl-carrier-protein] reductase (NADH) activity. Gene Ontology annotation, biological process: long-chain fatty acid biosynthetic process. Lineage: Eukaryota; Fungi; Basidiomycota; Ustilaginomycetes; Ustilaginales; Ustilaginaceae. The coding region runs from base 1 to 11700 and encodes 3899 amino acids.
AUGUCGGCUGUCAAGAACAACGCCCCUUCGGACGACAGCUACGUCGAGGUCUCGACGGCUAGCAGCCAGACCAGCAGCAACGGCAAUGCCAACGGCACGCUCCUCCGUGCUCUGACCAUCGCAUCCACUUCGGGUGUGGAGGUGCAGAUCCCUUUGCCCUCCCAGCCUUUCGACGCCUGGAUCGUCGCCGAUGUCCUCCGCGAGGAGUUCCAGCGCUCGCUGGCUGCUGCUCCCGAGGUCACCGACGUGCUCGAGGUGCAGGAGGAGCAGGAGGACGCCAGUGCUGCCGACAAGGCUGCGGGCGAGGCCAAGGUCAGCCUCGCCGCCAAGUUCCUCGGCUUCCUGGCCUCGCGCGCCACGGUCAAGUCGUCGAGCCACGAGCUCAACCUGCUCCACUCCACCUGGAUCCACUUCCACGACCACUUUGUCGCCCAGCGCGGCAGCGUCCACGACCUCGUCGCCGCUCUCGACACGGACCUGCGCACCUCCGUCCUGCGCAGCUACUUUGAGGCCUUCGCCCAGCUCGAGUCGGCUGGCAAGGCCAAGCCCGCGCUCAUCACGCCCAAGCUCUUCUCGCUCUCGGCCCAGAACAAGGCCGAGGUGCACGCCGUCUUCGGUGGCCAGGGCAACAACGAGGCCUACUUCAAGGAGCUGCAGACGCUCUUCGAUGCCUACCGACCUCUGGUGCAGCCGCUGCUCGAGUCGACGCAGCCCGUGUUUGAACAGCUCGUCCAGGAUGCCGUCAAGCAGGGCUUCGGCAGCUACUACACGCACGGCAUCAACGUGCUUGGCUGGCUCACGGGCGCCGUGCCCGAGCCGGCCGUCGCCUACUUGGCCAGCGUGCCGCUCAGCUUGCCGCUCAUCGGCCUGACGCAGAUCACCCAGUUCCUCGUCAGCAUCCGUGCCUCGGGCCUCACCCCCACCGAGUUCCGUGCGCAGAUCAAGAGCGCCACCGGCCACUCGCAGGGCAUCAUCUCGGCCGUCGUGCUCUCGGCCUCGGACAGCCUCGAGUCCUUCUACGCCAACGUCGCCAAGGCGCUCGAGCUCCUCUUCCACAUCGGCAAGCGCGGUCAGGAGUUCUUCCCCACGCUUGCCAUCGACCCGGCGCUCGUCAAGGACACCGUCGAUGGCGGCGAGGGCGAGCCCGCGCCCAUGCUUUCCGUCUCUGGCCUCGAGCAGAACAUCCUCGAGAAGCACAUCCAGAAGACCAACUCGCACCUGCCCGAGUCGCAGGCCGUCUCCAUCUCGCUCUUCAACGGCCCCCGCAGCUUCAUCGUCACCGGCUACCCCAAGGCCCUCGUCGGUCUCGUCGGCAGCCUGCGCGCCAUCCGCGCCGACACCGGCGCCGACCAGGGCAAGGUCCCCUUCAGCAAGCGCAAGGCCGUCUUCCGCAUGAACUUCCUGCCCGUGGGCGUCCCCUACCAUUCGAGCUACCUCACCGGCGCUACCGACAAGAUGCUCCAGGAGGACUAUGCCGGCCGCACCACCGUCUGGGAUGCCUCGGAGCUCAAGGUGGCCGUCAAGAACACCGAGGACGGCUCCGAUCUCGCCAGCUACCGCUCCGAGGACAUCCUCAAGAGCAUCGCCGACCAGAUCUUUGUCAAGCACAUCUACUGGGCCAAGGCCUCGGACCUCCCCAAGACCGCCACCCACCUCAUCGACUUUGGCACCGGCGGUCUCUCGGGCAUCGGUGGCCUUUCCGGCCGCAUCCUCGAGGGUCGUGGCGUUCGCAUCGUCAUCCCCAGCGGCACCCACGCCCGCAGCACCGAGCUCUACUCGGCCACCAAGGUCGAGUUUGAGGAGCGCUGGGAGGACGUCUGGUCGCCGCGCCUCGUCAGGACCAAGAACGGCAUCAAGAUCGACACGCCCUUCUCGCGCACCACCGGUCGAGGCGUUCUGAUGGUCGGUGGUAUGACUCCUACCACCGUCAGCGCCAACAUCAACGCCGCUGUCCUCAACGCCGGCUAUGUCAUCGAGCUGGCCGGUGGUGGACUCCACAGCGAGGCUGGUCUGCGCAAGCGUGUCAACGAGAUUCUCGCCCAGCUCGAGCCCGGUAACGGCCUCGAGCUCAACGGUCUCUUCAUCGACCAGCGUCGAUUCGGCUGGCAGUACCCGCUCUGGGGCCAGAUGCGUCGCGAGGGCUUCCCGUGCAAGGGCUUCACCGUCGCUGCCGGCAUCCCCUCCACCGAGAAGGCCAAGGAGAUCAUCGACGGUCUCAAGGCCGCCGGCAUCGAGUACGUCGGCUUCAAGCCCGGCACUGCCGACGGCCUCCGCGCCGUGGCUGCCAUCGCCGCCGCCAACCCGGACUUCAAGAUCAUCUGCCAGUGGACCGGUGGUCGUGCCGGUGGCCACCACUCGACCGAGGACUUCCACCAGCCCAUCCUGCAGACGUACGCCAGCCUGCGCAAGCAGAAGAACCUCAUCCUCGUCGGUGGUUCCGGUUUCGGUGACGCCGAGGGUGUCUGGCCCUACCUCACCGGCGAGUGGUCGGUCAAGCUCGGCUACGCUCCUAUGCCCUUCUCGGCCUUCCUCUUCGCCUCGUGGAUGCUGGUUGCCAAGGAGGCCGCCACCGCCGAUGCUGUCAAGCAGCUCCUCGUCGACACGCCUGGCUGUGGCGACGACAAGUGGCAGGACACCUACGGCAAGGGCGCCGGCGGCACCAUCACCUGCAACUCUGAGCUCGGCGAGAGCAUCAGCUACGUCCACAACCGCGCUGCUGCGCUCUGGCGCCAGCUCGACGACCAGCUCUUCUCGCUGCCGCGUGAGAAGCAGCGCGUCUGGCUCUCGGAGAAGAAGAGCUGGCUCAUCGAGCGUCUUAACAAGGACUUCCAGAAGCCUUGGUUCCCGGCCAAGCUCGACGGCUCCGCCCUCAUGAACGUCGCCGACAUGACCUACGAGGAGGUGACGCGCCGCAUGCUCCAGCUCCUCUUUGUCUUUCACCAGAGCCGAUGGAUCGACCCUUCGCUCAAGAAGCUGUUCGGCGACUGGUGCCGACGUGUCGAGGAGCGCUUCGCCGGCAUCGAGACCGCUGGCAAGAAGGAGUCGCUUCUCCAGAGCUACUCGGUGCUCGACAAGCAGCCCGCCAGCUUCGUCGACACCUUCUUCGCCGAGUACACUGGCGCCAAGGAGAUCCGCCUGGCUGCCGAGGAUGUCGGCUACUUCCUCACCAUCUGCCAGCGCCGCGGCCAGAAGCCCGUGCCCUUCAUCCCCGAGCUCGGCGACAACUUCCAGACGCUCUUCAAGAAGGACUCGCUCUGGCAGUCAGAGGACCUCGACGCUGUCGUUGGCCAGGAUGCUCAGAAGGUCAUCAUCCUCCAGGGCUCCGUGGCCGUGCGCCACUGCACCAAGGCCAACGUCCCCGCCGGCGAGAUGCUGGGCGAGAUCGAGCGCGAGCUCGUCGCCAGGGUGCUCGCCCGCUACUACGACAACGACGAGAGCAAGGUGCCCUACGCCGACUACGUCUCGAGCGACCCGCUUGCCAUCGAGGAGGCCGAGUUCGCCGCUCGCUCGGGCGUCGACAUCUCGGUCGCCGACAACGUCAAGACCUUCAAGGUCGGCAGCAGCGUUCCUGACACCAAGGAGUGGCUUGAGAUCCUUGCCACCUCGCGCACCAGCUGGCUGCGUGCCCUCCUGCGCAACGUCAGCGUUGUUCAGGGCAAGAACUACGCCGACAAUCCGAUGCUGCGCAUGCUGGCUCCUCGCAAGCACCAGACGGCCAAGAUCGCCUACGCCGCCAACGGCGAGCCGAUCAGCCUUACUCUGUUCGGCGCCGCCCGCUCGUACGGUCGCCACGACGACAGCUUCAAGGCCAUCGAGAUCACCAAGUCGCCCGAAUCGGCUCAGAUCCAGGUGACGCUCUUCGAGGAGCGUCUCGGCGAGGCCGUCCCUCUGCACUUCUUCUUCACCUACCGCCCCGACCAGCCUUUCGCCUCGAUCCACGAGGUCAUGGACGGCCGCAACGACCGCAUCAAGCAGUUCUACUGGCAGCUCUGGUUCCACGCCGACAUGCCCGCCGCUGCCCAGCUUGCGUCGGCCAAGGAGUUCAAGAGCCCCGUCAAGUCGCUCGACGAGUCGGCCAUCCGCAGCUUCUGCCGCAUCGUCGAGAACCGCGGCGAGGUCUUCACCAAGGGUCAGGCUCCCAUGGACUUUGCCAUCGUUGCCGGUUGGGAGGCGAUCAUGCAGGCUCUCAUGGCCAGCUGCGACGCCGACCUACUUAGCCUCGUCCACCUCAGCAACUCGUUCAAGGUGAUCGACGAUGCGCGCCCUCUCCGCGCUGGCGACGUCUGCACCGCCACCGCGCACGCCAGCAGCAUCCGCAUCUCGGACACUGGCAAGUCGGUCAGCGUCACCGGCACCGUCCUGCGCCAGGACGCCAACGGCACGCCCGUGCCCGUCAUCUCGGUCGUCUCGAGCUUCUUCUUCCGCGGCCGCUUCACCGACUUCAACACGUGCUUCGAGACGUCGCAGAACGAGUUUGUCCUCGACAUCAAGACCAAGGCCGACGCCACCGUGCUGCUGUCCAAGGAGUGGUUCGACUGGGUUGCCCCUCAGCCUCUGAUCCCGGGCACCAGCCUCCACUUCAAGAUCGAGAACCUGCUGAGAUACAAGGACAGCUCGUCGUACUCGGAUGUCGACGUCACCGGCGGUGCCUACGUUCGCGACUUCAAGGACGACCUCAUCAAGGUCGGCGAGAUCGAGUACACUGCCGACGCGACCAGCUACGGCAACCCGGUCAUCGAGUACAUCAAGCGCCACGGCGGUGUCUCGACCGGCGGUGUCGCUCCUCUCGAGUCCGGCUACACGCUCGGCUCCUCGGACGUGCCUUCCACGUUCGUCGCACCCGCCACCAACGAGCCCUACUCGAACGUCUCGGGUGACUUCAACCCCAUCCACAUCAACCCGUACUUCUCUUCGUUCGCCUCGCUCCCCGGCACCAUCACUCACGGUCUCUUCUCGAGCGCUGCCUCGCGCAAGUUUGUCGAGGUCGUCGCCGCCGAGGGCUACCCCGACCGAUGCCUCUCGUUCGAAGCCAACUUUGUCGGCAUGGUUCUGCCUGGCGACGAGCUCAGCGUCAAGCUGCGCCACAUUGCCAUGCGCGACGGCAACAAGGUCGUCAAGGUCGAGACCUUCAACCAGAACGGCGACAAGGUCAUCGACGGCCAGGCUGAGAUCAAGCAGCCCGCCACCGUCUACGUCUUCACCGGCCAGGGUUCGCAGGAGCAAGGCAUGGGCAUGGACCUGUACAACUCGAGCCCCACCGCCAAGGCGCUCUGGGACGAGGCCGAUGGUCACCUCCGCAGCACCAUGGGCUUCAGCAUCCUCGAGAUCAUCAACCAAAACCCGCUCACCAAGACCAUCCACUUUGGUGGUGUGCGCGGUCACACGAUCCGCGAGCGCUACAUGUCGAUGACGUACGAGUCGACCGACGCCGACGGCAACACGGUCACUCUGCCGCUCUUCCCCGAGAUCACCUCGUCGAGCCAGAGCUACACCUUCCAGUCGCCCAAGGGUCUGCUCUUCGCCACCCAGUUCGCUCAGAUCGCGCUUGUGCUCGUCGAGCUCAGUGCCUUCCGCGACAUGACGCAGCGCGGCCUCAUCACUCCCGAUGCCGCCUUCGCCGGUCACUCGCUCGGAGAGUACGCCUCGCUUGCGGCCGUCGCCAGCGUUCUGGAGGUCAAGUCGCUCUGUGAUGUCGUCUUCUACCGUGGUCUCUCGAUGCAGAACUGCGUGCAGCGCGACCCCGUCACUGGCGCCUCCAACUACGCCAUGAUGGCCUGCAACCCUCUCCGCAUCGUCGGCGAUGGCAACCCUGCCUUUGCCGGUCAGGCGCUCGCCGAGAUCGUCGACUCGAUCAGCCAGGAGUCCGGCCGUCUGCUGCAGAUCGUCAACCACAACGUUGCUGGCCAGCAGUACGUCGCUGCCGGUGACCUCGUUGCGCUGACGACGCUCGGCAACGUGCUCAACUUCAUCAAGGUGCAGAAGAUCGACCUCAAGAAGCUCAACGAGAUCAUGCCCAUCGAGGAGGUGCGCGAGAAGCUCGCCGAGAUCGUCCGCGAGGUGCUGUCUGCUGCCCUCGAGGAGGAGAAGAAGGGCCGCAUCGAGCUCAAGCGCGGUUUUGCCACCAUCCCGCUGCCUGGUAUCGACGUGCCCUUCCACUCGCGCUACCUCACCGGCGGUGUGGCGCCCUUCCGCUCGUACCUGUCGAAGCGCAUCAACGUCGAUGCCAUCCGACCCCAGCUGCUCGUUGGCCGCUACAUCCCCAACUUGGUCGCGGCUCCCUUCGAGCUGUCCAAGUCGUACGCCGAGCUCAUCUUUGCCCAGACCGACUCGCCACGUCUCGACAAGGUGCUCAAGAACUGGGAGAAGGACGAGUGGGAGUCGCCCGAGCGCGUCCAGAGGCUCACCGCCACGCUCGUGGUCGAGCUGCUCGCCUACCAGUUCGCCUCGCCCGUCCGCUGGAUCGAGACGCAGGACAUCAUGUUCACCGACUACAACUUUGAGCGGCUCGUCGAGUUUGGCCCCAGCCCUACCCUCGUGGGCAUGGCCAAGCGCACCCAGGCGCUCAAGUACUCGGCCGUCGACCUUGCUCAGGGCCGCAAGCGUGUCAUGCUCUGCUCUAGCAAGGACAAGGAGGCGCUCUACUACUCGUUUGCCGACGACGAGAGCGAGGCCGAGGCUGCCGCCGCCACCGAGGCUCCGGCUGCCGCUGCUGCUCCGGCUGCUGCACCUGCACCGGCUGCUGCUGCCGCGCCGGCUCCUGCCGCUGCUGGUGGUGCCGCUGCCGCCGACGUGCCCGACGAGCCGCUCAAGGCUGUCGACACCGUCCGCGCCAUCCUGGCCCAGAAGCUCAAGAAGAGCAUCUCCGAGGUGCCGCUCUCCAAGUCCAUCAAGGACUCGGUCGGCGGAAAGUCGGUGCUCAGCAACGAGCUUGUGUCGGAUCUGCUCGCCGAGUUCGGCAACCUGCCCGAGCGUGGCGAGGAGCUGCCGCUCGAGGAGCUUGGCGGUGCUCUCCAGGCCGGCUACAGCGGCUCUCUCGGCAAGACCACCUCGAGCUUGAUCACGCGUACGGUCGGCGGUAAGCUGCCCGGUGGCUUCAACCUCUCGGCCGUCAAGUCGCACCUGCAGAAGGCAUGGGGUCUCGGAUCCGGCCGCAUCGACGGUGUUCUGCUCGUCGCCAUCACCAUGGAGCCCGCCAAGCGUCUCGGCUCCGAGGCGGAGGCCAAGGCUUGGCUCGACUCGGUCGCUCAGACCUACGCCGGCCUCGCUGGCAUCAGCCUGAGCCAGGCUGGCGCCGGUGGCGGAGGCGGAGGAUCGGGUGGUGUGGCGAUCAGCAGCGAGGAGCUCGACAAGCUCAAGGCGCAGCAGGACGACCACGUCCGCCGCCAGAUCCAGGUGCUCGAGCGCUACCUCAACAUGGACGGCCGCGCCGGUGGCCGUCUGGCCGAGAGCACCAAGGCCGAGCUCGAGGCUGCUCAGGCUCAGCUCGACGCCAUCGCUGCCGAGCACGGCGACAUGUACACCAACGGCAUCAUGCCCAAGUUCACCGAGAAGAAGGUCCGUCACUUCAGCUCGUACUGGAACUGGGCUCGCCAGGACGCCAUGACGCUGCUGUACGACAUUAUCUACGGUCGCCUCACCACGGUCGACCGCGAGAUCACUGCUCGUUGCAUCACGCUCAUGAAUCGUGCCGACCCCAGCCUGCUCCGCUACAUGCAGUUCCACAUCGACCAGAUCGAUGCCGAGAAGGGCCCCACCUACGCCCUCGCCAAGGAGUACGGCCAGCAGCUCAUCGAGAACUGCCGUGAGGCCUGCGCCGAGGACGCCGUGUACAAGGAGGUGCACGCUCCCACCGCUCCUCACACCGAGAUCGACUCGCGCGGCAACAUCGCCUACAGCGAAGUCAAGCGCGUCGGUGUCCGCAAGCUUGAGGCCUACGUCAAGGAGAUGGCCGCCGGUAGCCGUCUGCUCGGCGCUGGCAGCCAGGUCAACCUGGACAAGGCGCAGGAGAACGUCGCCAAGCUCUGGACGCUCAUCCGCAACGAGCCUUCGGUCAGCAAGCUCAGCAAGGCCACCAUCAAGAGUCUGUACAGCGAGGUGGUCCGUUCGCUCGGCCCCGCGCGUCAGGCUCGUGCGCCCGCCCGCCAGGCUACUCGCAGCCGCCGCCUCAGCUCCAACACGCAGCGACCGCAGGUCAGCGAUGCGCCUGCCGCCGAGGACCGCACUCCCUUCCUGCACGUCAAGAGAAAGGUGGCGGGUCAGUGGCAGCUCAGCCGCAAGCUCACCUCGGUCUACCUCGACAUUCUCGGCGAGAUGGCCACCCAGGGUGUCAGCUUCAAGGGUCGCAACGCGCUGCUCACCGGUGUCGGCAAGGCUUCCAUCGGUGUCGAGGUGGUCAAGGGUCUCCUUGCCGGUGGUGCUCGCGUCGUGAUCACGACGUCGAGCUACAGCCGUAGCGUCGUCGAGUACUACCAGCGCAUCUACCAGGAGGUCGGUUCGCGUGGCUCGACGCUCACGGUGGUGCCCUUCAACCAGGCCUCGAAGCAGGAUGUCGACAACCUGGUCAAGUACAUCUACGGCUCGCUCGACCUCGACCUUGACUUUGUCGUGCCCUUCGCCGCCAUCUCGGAGAACGGCCGAGAGAUCGAUGGCAUCGACGACAAGUCCGAGCUCGCCCACCGACUCAUGCUCACCAACCUCGUUCGCCUGCUCGGUGCCAUCAAGACCGAGAAGGCCAGCCGCAACUUCGACACGAGGCCGACGCAGGUGCUCCUGCCCCUCUCGCCCAACCACGGCACCUUCGGUGGUGACGGUCUCUACGGUGAGAGCAAGCUCGGUCUCGAGACGCUGCUCAACCGAUGGGAGAGCGAGAGCUGGGGUCAGUACCUCUGCAUCACCGGUGCCAUCAUCGGCUGGUGCCGUGGCACGGGCCUCAUGUCGUCCUCCAACACGGUCGCCGAGGAGAUCGAGAAGCUCGGCUGCCGCACCUUCAGCACCACCGAGAUGGCAUUCAACCUGCUCGGUCUUUUGGCUCCUACCGUGUCCGCCGUCAGCCAGGUCGAGGCGCUCCUCGUCGACCUCAACGGUGGCAUGGACAAGAUCGUCGAUCUCGCCGAGCAGACCGGCAAGUUCCGCGCCGCCAUCCAGGAGGCCUCGUCCACCAAGCGCGCGCUCGUUGCUGACAAUUCGGCCGACUUCAAGGUCAUCAAGGGCUCCGCCGCCGAGGCGCUGCACAAGAAGGUGCACAUCAACCCGCGCAGCAACUUCACCUUCCGCUUCCCCGAGGUCGGCACCCUCGACUUCAACCGCGAGAUCGCCAAGAGCUACUCGGAGAUGGACCUCGAGAAGGUCGUCGUCAUCACCGGUUUCGCCGAGGUCGGACCGUGGGGUUCUUCGCGCACUCGUUGGGAGAUGGAGGCCUUUGGCCACCUCACCAACGAGGGUGUGAUCGAGCUGGCCUGGAUCAUGGGCCUGAUCAAGCACCACGACGGUCAGCUCAAGUCGGGUGCCACCUACGUCGGCUGGGUCGACACCAAGAGUGGCGAGCCCGUCGACGACAAGGACAUCCGUGCCAACUACGAGGAGCACAUUGUCAAGCACGCCGGCAUCCGCCUCAUCGAGCCCGAGCUCUUCCGCAACUACGACCCCAACCGCAAGGGCUUCCAGCAGGAGAUCGAGCUCAACCACGACCUCGAGCCGCUCGAGGUCUCGGCCGAGGAGGCUGCCAAGUACAAGCUCGAGCACGGCGACAAGGUCGACGCCUGGCAAGACGCCUCGACGGGCGGCUGGUUCGUGGUGCUCAAGAAGGGCGCGCGCAUCUUUGUGCCCAAGGCCGUCGCCUUUGACCGUCUCGUUGCCGGUCAGAUCCCGACGGGCUGGACUGGCCAGCGCUACGGCAUUCCGGACGACAUUGUCGCGCAGGUCGACCGCACCACGCUCUGGGCGCUCGUCUGCGCCUCGGAGGCGCUCGUCAACUCGGGUAUCUCGGACCCGUACGAGCUGUACAAGCACAUCCACCCGAGCAAGGUGGGCAGCUGUAUCGGUUCGGGCAUGGGCGGUAUGACGUCGCUCAGCAAGAUGUUCCGCGACCGCCGCAACGACAACGACGUGCAGAAGGACAUCUUGCAGGAGACUUUCAUCAACUCGGUCGCCGGCUGGGUCAACCUGCUCGUCAUGUCGUCGGCUGGUCCCAUCAAGACGGUGGUCGGCGCGUGCGCCACGGCGCUGCAGUCGAUCGACGUGGCCGUCGAGACGAUCCUGUCGGGCAAGGCCGAGCUCAUGCUUGCCGGUGGUUUCGACGAUCUCUCGGAGGAGGGCUCGUUCGAGUUCGCCAACAUGRAGGCCACUUCGAACGGCAAGGAGGAGCUGGCUGCUGGUCGUGAGCCGUCGGAGCACUCGCGUCCCUUCUCGACCUCGCGAAGCGGCUUCAUGGAGUCGCAGGGUUGCGGUGUCCAGGUGCUCACCACGGCUGCCAACGCCAUCAAGCUCGGCAUGCCCAUCCAGGGUAUCGUGGCCUACUCCAACACGCACACCGACGGUGCCGGCCGAUCGCUGCCGGCUCCUGGCCACGGUGUGAUCAGCAGUGCCGACGGCAUGCAGCGCGCGCUCGCCCGCUUCAACCUGACGGCCGACGACAUCGGUGUCAUCUCGGCGCACAUGACGGCGACCAAGGCCAACGACAAGAACGAGUCGCACGUCUACCAGGAGCUGUUCACGCGCAUGGGGCGCACGCCUGGCCACGCUGUGCCCGUGAUGGCGCAGAAGUGGCUGUGCGGUCACGCCAAGGGUGGUGCGGCUGCGUGGGCGCUCAACGGAGUGAUGCAGUCGCUGCACACUUCGAUCGUCUGCGGCAACCGCAACGCCGACGACAUCUCGCCCGAGCUGCAGAAGUUCGACAUGCUGCUGUACAACUCGACGUCGAUCCACCGCACGCCGCACCACGUCAACGCGGCUGCCGUGUCUUCGUUCGGUUUCGGUCAGGUGGGCGGUAUCAUCCUCGUGCUGCACGCGGCUCACAUCCUGGGUCGUCUCUCGCCCAAGGUGUUCGAGGGCUACGUCGAGCGCCGCAAGGCUCGCCAGCACCACACGUACACGCGCAUGCACUCUGCGCUCACCAAGGAGGACCUGGUGCGCAUCAAGGACAACCGCCCUUGGCCCGCCGAGAUGGAGGACCAGGUGCUGAUGAACCUCAACGCACGCGCGGUCGAGAUGGGCGACAGCUACGGCUUCAAGGCGCCGCUGCCGCCCAUGCCGGCGCUCGCCACGACCGAGGACGUGAUCGUGCCUGCCAAGUCGGCCGAGGUGGCCGCGCAGCAGGAGUCGCUGCAGAAGAUGAUGGGCCACGUUGCUGGCGUCGGCAUCGACUGCGAGAAGAUCUCGACUUUCCCUUCGGACAACGACAGCUUUGUCUCGCGCAACUUUACCGAUGUCGAGAUCGAGUACUGCCGAGCGCAGCCUGACGCCAAGGCGUCGUUCUGCGGCCGCUUCUGCGCUGCCGAGGCGGUGUUCAAGUCGCUGGGCGUGCGCAGCCAGGGCUCGGGCGCGUCGCUCAAGGAUGUCGAGAUUGUGCCCACUCCCGAGGGCCCCCAAGUGAAGCUGUACGGCGAGGCGCUCAAGGCUGCCAACGGCUCUCGCUUCUUGGUCUCGAUCUCGCACGGCGACGACACGGCCAUGGCGAUCGUCCACCGCCUGCCCAGCGCGUAA